AAGCUGGAUUCCCUAGACUUAAAGGUGGGAGGCUGGCAAGGUCGGAGCCUGAGUUGGGCGCUGCCCCUUUAAGAGCUCCUCUUGCCUUGAUCUUCCUGCUGGGAGCUGGGAAGGUGCUGCCGCGGCGAGGAGGAGGCGGCGAGGCCAGAGUUGGCCCUAGGAGAUCAGACCCGGGAUUGAGGAAGGCAGGAUCUCACCCUCUUUGCGGCUGCUGCGAGCAACGGUAUGGCGUCCCCCUGGGGCACUCGGAGUCCUCUUCAGGCCAGGCGAGGGGAUCUUCCUCAAGCCAACCACGCGGCGCCCUAAGGAGUAAGGAGCCAAGGCGCGGACUUGGCGCUUCUGCCUGGCGCAACCGAUCCCGCCAUGGGAGCGCAAGUCUCGAGCGCAAGGGGGAUCUGAAGUGCCUCGCGAGCGGAUCGAGCCUGGGAUCGCCGCGGGAUCCGGGCCGCCACCUGUUGCUCGGAGCGCACAGCCUGCCUCGCCGCGCGUCCGGGAGGGGGGGGGGCGGCGGCGGCGGCGGCUGCGUCUCCUGCUCUCCAAGCGGCGCUGCUCCUCCAGUUGCGCCUCUCCGGGAAAAUGGAGAGCGACGGACUUUCCAGCGCGGACCAGAAGCUGAUCCGAGAGAGCUGGGAGAAAGUGAACAGCAGCCCCAUCGAGCACGGCUUGGUCUUGUUUACCAGGCUUUUUGAUUUGGACCCUGACCUCUUGCCCCUUUUCCAGUACAACUGCAGGAAGUUCUCUACUCCUCAGGAGUGCCUCUCAUCACCUGAGUUCCUGGAACACAUUAGAAAGGUAAUGCUGGUAAUAGAUGCAGCCGUGACUCAUUUGGAGAACUUGCAGUGCCUGGAAGAAUACCUUGCCAACCUGGGUAAGAAACACCAGGCAGUUGGUGUGAAGGUGGAGUCUUUUUCGGCUGUGGGCGAAUCCUUGCUGUAUAUGCUGGAAAAAUGCCACGGCCCCGCUUUCAAUGUGAAUGUGCGUGAGGCCUGGACCAAGCUGUACAGCAUUGUGGUAAAAGCCAUGAGCUGCGGCUGGGAUGUUCCCAGAAAAGUGGAAUAAACCUGGACCCAGGAUGCUUGAGUGGGAACAGCUACGAGGAGAAAGCAAGCUUGCCUUUCUAGCUCUGUGUAUUUCAGAGUAAUCUCAACAUUUCUGUCUCUCUUUCUCGUUUUACUCUUGCAUUCCCCAUCUUUCUUGUGGUAAUGUGAUGACGCUCCCCUAUUUCAGUGUUGCAGUUCCACGUAUCUGUUUGCAGGGGGCAAAAGAGAGCCAAGCAGGAAUUAAAAGCUGAAAUGCCAACUGCAGCUAGCGGCUUUCCUUCCAAAAGGCAUGUUAUCAUUCUCUUUAUUUCCCCAUUGCCUUUCGAAGAGUAAUUACAAAGAUUUCUUAGCACAGAAGGAUGAUUGUACUAGCUUUCCCCCCUUGAGAUUGUGAGCCUGCGAUUGUUUCAGUGAAGCUAAGCAGGAGUGUGUGCAUUUCCUUGGGAUUAUCCAAGCAGUGUAGCUUCCCCCUGCCUUUUAAAGUGGGGUAAUUCUACAGCAAGGCUCCUGUUUGUAUGCCUGAGCUGCUAGAUGGUUGGAUUUUGAAAUGCUUGGCCACAAGUUAGAACUUGAAAGCCAGUGGGAAUGCAGCAGCUGCCAGUUCCGUGAGCAUGUGGAAAUAAAAUCUUGUAGUGAAAUUAGUGACAGAUGCGGCUUUUAUCCUGGGGAAAGCUUCCAAAAUUCAUCCUGGAUUCUGGCCAAAGGAGAGUCUGUAGAAUAAAAUCCAUUUCUGGGCAACUGUUUGCUGCCAUUCCUCCCCUCCUCACGCAUUUCUGGUACAGCCUUCCAGGUGCUUGACAGAAUCCUCCUUUGCUCUUUGCCCAAAUCUUAAUGAAAGCAACUUAGUUCUUGGGGUUGUUUUGGAACCCAUCUGGGGGUGGGAGUAGGAAACCUAGACAAGAAAAAUUUUGGUGUGGUGGAUGAACAUUUAAAACUCCCCGCCCCUUGCUUUUCAAUCUAGGUGCAGAUAAGGCCCCUAGGAAAACUUGAGGUGGGCCAGGGGUGGUCUGGUUGUAUCGAGAGGAGGCAGAGGGGGUGUGCAUUGUCCUGGUAUGGACAGUUCUUCUUCAUGACUGACAGGGGUUGUUGUGGUUCAUGUAAUCUGCUAUCUUAUAGGUGGCCUAGGAAAACUGAUUAGGCAGUGUGAAUGGUCCCACUGUCACCAUUGGUAGAGAACGACCAGUGGUUGACACUGGGCCCCUGAAAGGUAGCUAAAGUUCACCUAAAACAGUUUAGCAGGCCCAACUGUCUAGGCCUGGGAGCCCUAAUUAGGCCCAUGGCUGGAGCUCCCUGUCCCAGUAGAACUAGUGACAAGCAAUUUACUGGGCCUCUGGGAAGCCAUUUUUUUGCUUGUGCUUUACGCAUGACCAACAGACCAAAUGCAAGUCCUACCCAGUCAUAUCUUGUGAUUUAUAUACGAUAUGUGAGCUUCCAUACGAAGUGCCAACAACUGCCCACUCGUGAUCGUGAAUUUGGUUCACGUAUGAGGGGAACCCGUUGUGUGUCAAAGCUUAGUUCAGAGAUGUGUUUGAGUUUGUUGCAGUGUUUGUCGGGAGGUGCAUGCCUUUUUCUGUUUUGUGAGCAAUUUCUUUUUCUGAGUUUUCCAUCAUGUCUCUAUAUUUAAAUUCCAAAGCAGCCUAGGGACAGCUAUUUUGAAACGUGCUGAGAGCUGCACAAAAGGGGCAAUGCCAGCAGGGAUGGCUGGUGCCCAUUGGGCCAGAAAGCAGAGAGGCCCAACUGUAGGCGGAGCCAAUAAUUCUAGGUUUCCCCCCUCUCAUUCUAGUUCUUCCCUAGGUGUUGAGCACUAGCCUAGUGGGAUCAAACCUUCUCAAUGUUUUUAUUUUUGGGGGGAGGGUGUGUAUUGAAAGUGACAUAUUUUGUAUACUCACAACCCAGGUGGGGAGGAUACAGAGGCUCUAGUUCCUCUGAUAAUUUAUCCCUUCUUCCUCCCUGCUCAAAUACCCCAAUCUCAGGAGGACACUUUCAAACAGCUCUAGGUUUGUGGAAGAUCAGAUUCCUUUGUUAUCCCUCACCCUAAACUUAUUGUGAAUGAUGGUGGUGGCGAGAGUGCUAAUAGCUGGAUAAAACUUAAAAUUCCUAGAGGCAAACAGAAAGUUGCUUCACGGAAGUAGCAAUUGAGAAAAAAAAUAUUAAUGACCCAGACAUGGUCACAUUCUUCCUGCACAAAUGUAAGAACUGCGUUUAAAUGCACUGAUUUCAUGCUGUCUAGAAAAGAGAACCUGAAUCCUCAAACUAAGGUUUUUGAAAUUAUUUGCAGAGCUUUGUAUUAAACAAUUGUGUGUCCCAUGACGUUAUAUAACUGCAAGCUGGUCUUACAACCAUUGUGACUGAGGCCUAGUUCUCUGAAGCAGCAGGGGAUAAGCCUAUUUCUGGGUUCCACUGCUUCAGACUCCGGCAGGGAGGGUAGACUUAUGAAAUGGUUCUCCAUACAAAAACAUUUGCUGCACCUAGAAAAUUAAAUGCCAAGGAGAAAGGGGAUAGCUUACCCCAACCCCAUGCGUAUUAAGCUGGGCACUUUGUAAGCUUUUCACAGCUCUCUUCACGUUUUGUGUGUGCCAUAUUUUGUUGCAUUCCAAAAGAAAUAAAAAACAUGGUGUUGCUGUAUCUCA
This is a messenger RNA of Podarcis muralis (Common wall lizard), 3670 nucleotides long. RefSeq names its product neuroglobin (gene NGB). The record is from RefSeq and is a predicted model, not a curated record. Gene Ontology annotation, molecular function: heme binding; oxygen binding. Lineage: Eukaryota; Metazoa; Chordata; Lepidosauria; Squamata; Lacertidae.